AUGAAAUUUUCCAGAACUGAGCUCAUAUACGACCAUAAUGCGACAAGGACGAGCCUCAGAAUAAAACCUCUUCACGUCACCGAUGAAGCUCUUUAUAAAUGCGAGAUAACAUAUAUUGAAGUUGAAGAGGGAUGUGCAGUCGUUCAAUUCAUUAAUUUAAUCACCCAAAGUAAAUUAAAUUUUGAUUGA
Pediculus humanus corporis (human body louse) is the source of this 189-nucleotide messenger RNA. RefSeq lists its product as uncharacterized. The transcript is spliced from 2 exons. The coding region runs from base 1 to 189 and encodes 62 amino acids. Lineage: Eukaryota; Metazoa; Arthropoda; Insecta; Psocodea; Pediculidae. The record is from RefSeq and is a predicted model, not a curated record.